CGUUUUUCUCUCUCUCUCUCUCUCCAAUGCUGCUGCAGCAGCAGCAGCAGAUGGCCGCUGAGAUCAGCCAGCUGCGGAGUGAGUGCGAGCAGCUGGAGGCCAGCCUGAAUGCGUACACGGGAGAAGACCUGUCGUCCGUGACUUCGGUGGUCGAGCUCCUCGAGCUCGAGCAGCGGCUGGAGUCGGCCAUCGGCAAAGCCCGGCUGCAACAAAUUUUUUUCCCUGCUGCUAGGUGAUCCUGGUUCCUCUGCAUGUCGAGGCGGUUUUUAUUGCGUGCCUUGUUUUUUUUCCUUGGCAGGAUGAGCUGCUCGUCAACCUGACCGAGGAGCUUCAGGUCAAGGUAAACUGUGACGGCCGGCCGGCUUCGCGUGAGCAGUAGUUGUAGCACGUCGUCGUAAAAGCAGCUGUGUGAAGUGAUCGUGCCGCUGCCGCUGUGAUGUGACGCACGCAGACCGAAGAGCACGGGCGCCACGACGGCCCACCAGCCGCCGCGGGCGUGGAGGCGACAGUGGCGGAGCCGCCGCUGCCACAGUCGCCGUCGUUCGCGUACCUCCUGGCCCUGGAGGAGAAGUCCGCGGCGAGCACAAUGCUGCGUCUGUGGCCGCCGACGGACGAGGACGCCGACGGCGGCGGGAGCUCCAGCCCACGCGAUCUACACCUGUGGUAACAGAACGUAAUGCAGAUCGAAGGCACAGUAGACUGGUUGCCCCGCCUGGCCGGCCAUGGACGUGUGUCGAUCAGCUGGGUGGACUUGAUGACAUGACAGAUUUACUUAGUUUGCUAAAGUACAUAACUAAAACAAACACCCCCUAAGUAGUAGUACUAAUAGGUUAUCUAUAGUUAAUGCUCAAGUGACCAUACCUUUUUCCAUGUCUUGGUCACAUCAAGCUAAAUAAAGACCAUGACAUAGCCAAGACAACAAAUCCAAGUUUCAGUGACUUUACUAGUGUUUUUUUAUAAGGCACCUUUACUAAUGCUGCUCCGAACUAAACAUGGGAAUGGAUGUCCAUAGACCACCCACCACCUACUGUUCGUGCUAAUUUUGUGGUUAUGGUUAUGACUUCAAAAUUUUGGAGUUGAGGUGUUUUCUUUUGGAGUUGGACGUUCGAUUGCUGAUUUCGAUGACUCUCAGAGGCCCAGAUUAAUGGACUUUCUGACUAGUACAAACCGUGGUUCUCGCCAUGACGAACCAACCAGCGUCGUGGCGUGGGACGGCGUCCGACUCAAGUCUGUCAAAGCACAAAGCAGGCCCAGCGGCAGGCCACAUCCGUCGGACCCUUGCCUUCUCGGAGAAGCUUUCACACACCUCUCCUUGCUCUGGAAGCCAUGUACGGCGGCGAACUCUCCUCUUGGCUUCUGGAUCUUACCUGGCCUCCAUCAUGGAACAUGACGGCACGAACCUGCUGGCUGUCAAUGAGGUUCUGCGCUCGGUACAGCUGCUCAAGAUUGACGGCUACUGCGCCACCGCUACCAUGAGCGAGCUGGAGUUCAUCAAAUCCAGAUGGUGCACCAAUGGCCACGAGUGGGAGGUCCGUUUCCAUCCUACUUACAAGUGGAACGGGCGGUGGGUAGCGGUGAAGCUCAUACUUAUCAGUGAACCUCUGAGGGACAAGCUGAGGGUGAGCCUGAGCUGCCGGAUGAGACCCAACAACUUCCAGCGGGAUCUCGGUGCCUCUUAUGAGCAGAGUUUGUCCCAUAUAUUUCCCAGUGACUCCAAAUGCUCGCCUGUACUUCUCCUCAUGUCAAGGGCUGAGCUAGGAUCAUCAGAUUACCUCGUGGAGGAUUCGCUGACCGUGGAAUGCACGCUCACCGAGCUACGUGGCUUCGACGCCUCUGUGAAGGAUCCGCCCCUGCCAGUGCCACAGCCACAGCCACUGCGCUCGGACCUACACCAGCACCUCGGCGAGCUCCUGCAGAGCAAGGACGGAGCGGACGUCACGUUCCGUGUCUCCGGGGAGUCCUUCGCCGCACACAGGGUCAUUCUCGCCGCGAGGUCCCCGGUUUUCAAGGCCGAGUUCUUCGGAGGCAUGAAGGAAAGAAGCUCUGCUUAUGUGGAGAUCAGAGACAUGGACGCUGCUGUGUUCAGGUCCAUGCUUCACUUCAUCUAUACCGACAUGGUCCCAGAGCUCGACGGUGCCCAGGACCAGGAGCCUGAGGCGGCGGCGGGCGGCGGCCAUGGCUCAGCACCUACUCGUAGCUGCUGACAGGUAUGGGCUGAACGGGCUGAAGCUGAUAUGUGAAUGCAAGCUCUCUGGUGGCAUCAACAUCGGCACAGCGGCUGCGACGUUGGCUCUCGCCGAGCAGCGCAACUGCCCGCUGCUCAAAGCCAAGUGUCUUGAGUUCGUCACUAAGUCGCCUGAGACUCUUGAUGCUGUCCUGGCGACUGACGGCUACGCGCAUCUGGUGGAAAGCUGCCCUCUGGUGCUGACUGAACUAGUGAGGGCUGCGCGUGGAAGGAAGAUCUGAGCUCGCGAUGAUGGUUUUCAUUGACAGUCCUAGUAUUACUAGUAUCUUCCUCAUAUAAUGAUUGAGUUGCUUGGCUUCACAUGCAUGCUAUGGUAUGGUUAUGGUUUCCCUAAGAUGUAAUGAACCUGGAGUUAUGGUUAUGGUUUCCCUAAGC
This is a messenger RNA of Zea mays, 2620 nucleotides long. Its product is annotated as BTB/POZ and MATH domain-containing protein 2. Gene Ontology annotation, molecular function: protein binding. The record is from RefSeq and is marked validated. NCBI's taxonomy places the organism in Eukaryota, Viridiplantae, Streptophyta, Magnoliopsida, Poales, Poaceae. Gene Ontology annotation, biological process: protein ubiquitination.